This is a messenger RNA of Erpetoichthys calabaricus (reedfish), 1016 nucleotides long. RefSeq lists its product as uncharacterized. NCBI's taxonomy places the organism in Eukaryota, Metazoa, Chordata, Cladistia, Polypteriformes, Polypteridae. The transcript is spliced from 10 exons. The record is from RefSeq and is a predicted model, not a curated record. Gene Ontology annotation, molecular function: myosin binding; actin binding. Bases 156 to 1016 code for a protein of 286 amino acids. Gene Ontology annotation, cellular component: cortical actin cytoskeleton.
GGUGAAUAUGGGAACACUGGACUGGUACCAUGAACACGUCCGAUCUCGUUUCAAGCGCUUUGGCAGUGCCAAGGUGAUGAGGUAGAAGGCAGCAUGGCAGCGGGCAGAGUCUUCACCCGGAGUUCUUUGUUCUGCAUGAUGAAGACACGUUAAGCAUGCCAGAAAACCAUGGGUUCGAUUUGUGUGAUGCUGCUGAAGGAGGUGACAGCGUCAUUGAUGCUUCUGAAGCUCAACACUACAAAAUGAUGAGAAAGAAGAAGCGCCUCCUCUCCGUUCACCCCCUGGAUUUUGACCUGGACUCGGAGUACUCCACUCAGUCCCGCCGAGAGUCUUUCCAGUACACCUCGGGAUUGGACGCCGUUAUCCCGAAGGAGCCCGUGAUUGCCGAGGCAGACAUCACCUCCAUGUUUCAGCAGAUCCUGGAGGAGCAAAGGCAGCAGGGCGAGGAAGAGCCAACCACGGAGCUGCAGCUGCAUGCCAGUUAUCAAAGUAAUGCCAUCCCAUCAAACAGUCCUGCCAGCUUGAUGAGCCGCUCGCUGCACUCUCACUACUCCACUGACCUGGACACCUCUGACGAGGAGCCUGAAGCUCGAUUCCCAGUGUACCAGAGCCACUUCCACCAACGGAGGAGCCGGGAAUCCCCACCAGAAGGCGUGGAUUCGACCCCUCAGAUCCCCUGUGGAGUAAAGGACACAGUGCAGCCCACUCAGCGGCCAUCACCACCAUCCCAGGAUCAAAGGCCGGGCAAUGAAGCAGACGAGACGCACCAGCAGCUUGAUGCGCAUGUGUCUGAUAUUGAAAGCCGAAUAGCCGCCUUACAUGCAGCUGGUAUGUCCAGAAAGGAAACUUUAAAGCAGACAUCAGCUGGCGAGGAGGUGAUGCCAAAGGCGCUCUUCAAGGCUGUUCGAGAUCAAUGUAAAACAAAUACUUUUGACCGCAAUGACGUGUACCGGGGUUCACUAACCCAAAGGAAUCCAAGCUCCAGGACUAAACGAAGCCCCGUUUACGCGGUAUGA